AUGGCGAGGGUAGUGCAUCCUUGGAAGUGGACGGUGGCAACCCUGAUUGCAACCCUGAUUCUGGGGGUCUCAGGUAGCAUCAACCGAGCUCCAAGCAAUCCUCACCCCUGCAACUCUGUUAUCUACAUUCUAGGACCCAGUCCUUCAGCCCUCGCCCAGUCCUAUAACCUCACCUCCAAGUUGAAAUUGGUUCCAAUUUCUUAUCUAAGAGCUUGGGGUGGGCAGUUGGGUUGGUACCAGUUCCUGACUCUGAAAGAGUACCCCUGCAUCAGAGCCCCGCCCCAGCCCAUUCUCCACCGACUCUUCCUAGAGCCUGUUCUUGCGGACGACGUUUCCGCUUGUGACAACCCCUCCGGCAACCGGCCCUCUGGGACUAACCGAGACCUCAGCAGGGAGUCCCAGUCAGAGGAGGACUCCAGGUCGGAUAGCAGCAAUCGCAUCGUGAACGGGUCAGACUGUGAUAAGGACAAGCAGCCGUGGCAGGGCGCGCUGCUGCUGGGACCCAACAAGUUGUACUGUGGGGCGGUGCUGAUCAACCCACAAUGGCUGCUCACAGCAGCGCACUGCAGAAAGCCAGUCUUCAGAAUCCGUCUGGGCCACCACUCCAUGUCACCUGUCUACGAGUCCGGUCAGCAGAUGUUCCAGGGAAUCAAAUCCAUCCCCCACCCUGGUUACUCCCACCCUGGCCACUCCAAUGACCUCAUGCUCAUCAAAAUGAACAGAAAAAUCCGUAGUUCUCGCUCAGUGACGCCCAUCAAAAUUGCCUCUAGCUGUCCCACCGCGGGGACCAGAUGCAUGGUGUCUGGCUGGGGGACAACGAGCAGCAGUCACAAUAACUUCCCCAAAGUCCUCCAGUGCCUGAACGUCACUGUGCUAAGUGAGGAGAGGUGCAAAGACUCCUACCCAGGACAAAUAGACAAGACCAUGUUCUGCGCUGGUGAUGAAGAGGGCAGGGACUCCUGCCAGGGUGAUUCCGGGGGCCCUGUGGUCUGCAAUGGCCAGCUGCAGGGCCUUGUGUCCUGGGGUGAUUUCCCCUGUGCCCAGCGGAACAGGCCAGGUGUCUACACCAACCUAUGUGAGUUCGUUAAGUGGAUUGAGGACACCAUCAAAUCCAACUCGUGAGCCAGCAUCAUCCCACUACAGUGACAAGCACAGCCAUUGAGGAUGCUGCAGACAGGCCAUGUUUUAUGUCUCCUGACAUCAAGAUCCUCGUCCCAAAUGGUGGACUGGCUCUGUUCCUAUAGCCAGACCCCAGGGACACUUCCUGGAAUGACAUGGGUUGAAACCCAUCAUCCUCAGUAAAUCAAUACACAAACCCAGAGUUGAGCCUUUUCUGCAGCUAUAACCCAGGUUUAGACCCAGAAAUAAAAGCCAUGGGAAGAA
Messenger RNA from Alexandromys fortis (reed vole), 1383 nucleotides. It is a transcript of the gene Klk5, whose product is annotated as kallikrein related peptidase 5. Lineage: Eukaryota; Metazoa; Chordata; Mammalia; Rodentia; Cricetidae. Gene Ontology annotation, molecular function: serine-type endopeptidase activity. The record is from RefSeq and is a predicted model, not a curated record. Bases 1 to 1122 code for a protein of 373 amino acids. The transcript has 6 exons. Gene Ontology annotation, biological process: proteolysis.